UUUAACAAGGAUGGCCGCCAGCUUCAUCCCAUUCAGACACAUUAACUCCUAAAUUUAAAACUGGUUUACAACGUCAUAGAACUGACUUUCAAGGGAUUUUCCUGUGUAGACAUUUUAAAUGCUGGAAUGAAACAAUCUGGAGUAUUUUAUUUACAAAUUCGCGGCACGACAUAUUGGUUUUUGAAGGUGUACUGUGAUCAACAAACUACAGAUGGAGGUUGGACUGUUAUUCAAAGGCGCGACGAUUUUGGAGAGUCCCGGGAAAACUUUAACAGGGAUUGGUCAGAUUACAAAAAUGGAUUUGGUGAACCAAACAAAGACUUUUGGCUUGGUAAUGAGAAUAUAUAUAUGUUGACAAACAACGACGAAUAUUCGUUGCGAGUAGACCUAGAGGAUUUCGAAGGAAAUAAACGAAUUACGAAUUUAAUUUUACACAAAAAUCUGACGACUAUAAUAUAUUGCUGAAUGGGAUGGUGUAAGGACACGAAUAACAUGGAACUGGUGUACAGGUGUUCAAAUUUUAA
Drosophila subpulchrella is the source of this 524-nucleotide messenger RNA. Its product is annotated as techylectin-5B-like. The record is from RefSeq and is a predicted model, not a curated record. NCBI's taxonomy places the organism in Eukaryota, Metazoa, Arthropoda, Insecta, Diptera, Drosophilidae. Bases 127 to 465 code for a protein of 112 amino acids. The transcript is spliced from 4 exons.